Messenger RNA from Telopea speciosissima, 376 nucleotides. Its product is annotated as protein TRI1-like. NCBI's taxonomy places the organism in Eukaryota, Viridiplantae, Streptophyta, Magnoliopsida, Proteales, Proteaceae. The coding region runs from base 1 to 363 and encodes 120 amino acids. The record is from RefSeq and is a predicted model, not a curated record. The transcript has 2 exons. Gene Ontology annotation, cellular component: nucleus.
AUGUCAUCAUCUACGGUUUUUAGGGGCUGCCAAGCGCUCAUGGCAGCCGCGAAGGCGGCAAGAGCAUCAGUUGCCACCUCCUCUGAGGUCGCUGCUCCGAAGCCUCGCGCACCGUCUCGCAGUGGCGGCAUCUUCAAGGUCACACCCGUGUCCCCUGCCAUGAGCAAGUUCCUCGGUGUCUCCGAGGCUUCUCGUACCGAUGCCGUCAAGAAAGUGUGGGAGUACAUCAAACUCAGAAACCUCCAGAACCCUACAAAUAAAAGGGAGAUCCGUUGCGAUGAAAAGUUGAAGACCAUAUUUGAUGGAAAAGACAUGGUUGGAUUCCUGGAGAUUGGAAAAUUGCUGUCGCCCCAUUUUGUGUAAACAGACUGAGACU